UAAUGCUUGAUGUAAUUAUGCCAUUAUGUACUACUAUGAGUAUUCCUUUUUCAUUAAAUUACUCGAUCGUUGGUUGUAGAUGGCAAACGUCGUGUGUUUCUACAGUCUACAGACCGUAGUAGAGCAGGUCUGUUUUUUUAAUGCGAUGGCUGGGGCACUGCUAAAGCAAGGGAAUUAUAUUGUGAACGCGGCGGAGUACAAGAUGCUGCUUACCGCUAUUUGGGAAGAUUGGUCAACCGAUAGACUGACUGAUGAAUUUGAAAUUAUGGUCGAGUACGCCAAAAGGGGAGCCCUUUUUUCUCGGUUGUACUGCGGUAGGAUAAAUCAUAUUGAAAACUCGAGUCCCUUCCGUGAUUCAUUUUAUACACCGUUACAAUCGAAUUACAGGACUUGGCGUUUUCUGUUGCAUAAACAUCGUUUCAAGAAUGCGCUUUCAGAUUUAUCUGUCGACACUGAAAAGGGUGGAAUGCAGGAUAAGAGUUAUGAGAGAGUGCUUCAUUCGAUUCGAGAACACCAAUAUGCUACAAAGUCAGUACUGAAAUUAGAAAAACAUUGGUCGCCACCUUUCUCUUGGUAG
Messenger RNA from Bombus impatiens (common eastern bumble bee), 577 nucleotides. RefSeq lists its product as uncharacterized. The coding region runs from base 80 to 577 and encodes 165 amino acids. The record is from RefSeq and is a predicted model, not a curated record. The transcript is spliced from 3 exons. NCBI's taxonomy places the organism in Eukaryota, Metazoa, Arthropoda, Insecta, Hymenoptera, Apidae.